AUCUACGUUUUCUCGCGGUCUCUUCACAAUUUGACUAGGGGCAACAAUGGCGGACAGGCGUCGACGUCGACCCAGCGAAAGCGAAGGAGAAGAAGGCGAGGAGGAGACGCUCUCGACGUCUCAGGCCAGCCUGGGAAGCACAGAAGACCCCUCUCAUUCCGGUGAAGACGAGAGAGAUCGCCGGUCGCCCUGUGAGAGCGAGGGAGAGCACGCCGAAGCGCUGUCUGAAUACGAGAGCGCCGAAGAGGAUAGAGAAGCGGACGAGGACUCCCAGGCUGAGCAGGGUGACAGUGACACAGAACACGAGGACACCAGAGGAGAUGAUGACACAGAAACAGAAGACACUCAAGAAACAGAAGAGACCCAAGAAACAGGAGAGACGCUGGACACCACUAAAACCACCGUCUCCACCGACGACAGUGACAAAGAUAAGAAGUUGGAGCGGCAAAGUGGUGAUGGGUCAGAAGCUCCCGACAGCGAAGACCAGGCGGAAAAUCUUGAUGAUGACGAGGAUCGUCGCAACCCCGCGUUUAUUCCCAGGAAGGGAGACUUCUUCGAACAUGAUAUUCGCGGGGAGGAAGACGAGAAACAGCCAGGCCGCCCACCUGUCAAAGGGCGCAAAAAGCUGUGGCAGGAUGAGGGAAAGUGGCAGCACGACUUGUUCAAUGAGGACGAACAGAGGCCGAAACCUGUGGAGGAGCUGAUUGCGAUAUACGGCUACGAUCCGAGGAGAGAGUCCAGUCCCGACAAUAUCCGGCCUAGAAGAGGGAGAAGGCCGCCCAGGGGAGGGGGGCGCGGCGGACGACCACCUCCACGGACGCUGAGAGACUUUGUGGAACGUCCACCUCCACCACGUCGGGGUUUUCCUCCUAGAAAUAGGACAGAUGUACAGACAAGGGACAGGGCCCACUAUACACAAGAUGUCAGGCAGUGGGCCGCAAAUGUUAACAAUUACAGAGACAAUGGACCCUUAGAUAAUGUUGUAAGUGAUGAAAAUAGAAACCAGCCUCAGGUCUCUAGGCAGAAGCCAAGUGAGGAGCGGGCUGUCACGAACGUUAUGAACAAUGUAACUACUAGUACUAAUUCUAUGCCCAAGAAUGGUGAUAAUGGUGUCACAGUACCUCCCGUGCCAGUGAAGGCUGCUGUAAGCACAGAUAGUGAGCACCAGUAUCCCGCGCCGCAGGAGAAACGGUCGUACACGCGGUACCGCCGCAGUGCACAGGGGCCCAGGACAAGUCCGCCACAGCAACAGCAGCAGCAGCAGCAUCUCCGCAAACGGAUGGAGAAUCUCUCCCUGCAACAUGGCGAGGAGACCGCAGCUCAGGAUCGAGGGCAUGCUGACGGGUCGCCGCAACAUCCCGAGGAGAGACACGGCCCUAACCGCUCCGAUCGGCCCAAACGAUAUUCCUCGCUUCGCCAGCGGCCUAUGCCAGAGCAGGUCGUGCCACCCAACAUGGUGAAAGGGGUGACCUAUUACAACCAGGGAUACCGCGGGGAGCAAUAUGCCAGAGGAAGCACUCCCCCUGUUGUUGAUGGACCGAUCCAGCCACACCCUACAGGUCCCCCUGCACCCCCUCACCAGGGAAUGAUCGUGUCUGACGUGAACCUGCCACCAGGCAUGGCCCAUCCUGCCAUGUACAACCCCACCAUGACGAUGGCGCCUCCCGUCCCCCCACAGCUCCUCCCGCCCCCCUUCUUCUCGGCGGGAGGGAUGGUGAACUAUGCAGCACCCCCCAACCCCGUGUCCUCGUACGCCCCCAUCCCCCCAGCCGGGCCCACAGCCCCCACCCCCAACGUCCCUCCAGUCUACACUUCUCCACAUCCUCCGUCAGCGCAGGUGGUACGGGGCGUGACGUACUUCAACAACCAAAUGCCGCCGCAGGUGUUGAAGCGAUCACCGGCGCGUCGUCCAAAUGCCGCCAUUCCCAUCGAGCCUCCGCCAGAUGUUCGGGGUGACCAGACUCAUAGUGAAGAGGGGGGGCAGCCAACCGAGGCUUAGCUUUACACUCCUUGGCUUCUUUGUAAAGGGAUGAGACCUUCAGUUCUCUCACUGUGUGGAAUGACUUUAUGAAUUAUACUAUGUAUUUCUAUUAUAAAAGACUGUACUAUACAAGUAUGACUUACUUGUCCCAACAGUAAUACAGACACAGAUAACAUGACAGAAGGCAAGAGCUCAAGCUAUAGAAAUGUCUGACAGUACUUUGAAAUUUUGAUUCAAUUAGCAACCAUCAAAAUACAUGUAAGUUAUAUGACAUAUCUUGCUUGUUGUAAAGAACUGGUUUGAAAGAGUUCAAUUUUGAAG
Messenger RNA from Branchiostoma floridae (Florida lancelet), 2302 nucleotides. RefSeq names its product protein CASC3-like. Bases 47 to 1999 code for a protein of 650 amino acids. Gene Ontology annotation, cellular component: exon-exon junction complex. Gene Ontology annotation, biological process: mRNA processing. The record is from RefSeq and is a predicted model, not a curated record. The transcript is spliced from 2 exons. Gene Ontology annotation, molecular function: mRNA binding. Lineage: Eukaryota; Metazoa; Chordata; Leptocardii; Amphioxiformes; Branchiostomatidae.